Molecule: messenger RNA, 1808 nt
Organism: Nematocida parisii ERTm1
Lineage: Eukaryota; Fungi; Microsporidia
Exons: 1
Coding region: 1-1794 (597 amino acids)
Biological process (GO): translational initiation
Cellular component (GO): cytosolic small ribosomal subunit
Molecular function (GO): protein binding; translation initiation factor activity; tRNA binding
Source: RefSeq, a predicted model, not a curated record
AUGCCCAAGCCAAUUGGCCAAGUUUUAUCCUUUAGUGACAAAGGAGUAUGCUUUGAUACAUUCAAUGAAAAGUCAGAAACAAUUCCAUGCGUGUGCUGCAAGCUUGGAAAAGAAUGGGUGGCUUACACAACUUCCAGCGAGUUAAUUAUUCAGAGCACAAUUACUGAAGAAAAAUAUGCGCACUCUAUUCCAGAUAUUAAAAGUAUAGAGUGUUUAGUAGACUGUACAGCAUGUGUAAUAACAAAGAGCGACAAGAUGUAUUUUAUACAGAAAGACAAAGUUAUGCACACGGCAGAAAGAGUAAAAUCCGCCAUGCAUGGGAAAGAGUUUCUUGUCUAUUCACAGGAAGUAGAAGAAGCACCAGAGAAAAAAGAGCCACUGCCCAAAACAGGAGAGGCCGUUGCAAGUGAUAAAAAGGCAGACGUGCAGACAAGUGCGGUUGAUACUUUAUAUGUGCCACAUCCCGCGGCAGAGCCUCCAAAGAUCCCAGAAUCUGCAGAGGCAGCACCAAGUGAGCAAAGCACCGGUAAAGGUGAACCAGCCAACCAAGUUGUACCGCCUACUUCGUCUGAUGCUUCAAGUGUACCGCCAGCAGAAAAAGAGGCACAAAAAAAGACAAAAGCAUCAAAAGCAGCGGCAGGUAAGAAGAAAGAGCCAGUGACUUUCAGAAUACAGAAGAAAGAGGGAAUGCGAACAGCUAUUGUAAACAAAGCAAAACCUAGAUUCCUAAAGGUCUACUCUAUUAUAGAGAAGAAAGAAAUAGAAAACAUAUCAAUCCCAGCACCACUGACAUUCUCUAUGACAGGAAAGUUUUUGGUCACUGUGCGUGUGUAUAAAUCAUCCCCAGGUGAAAUUGAGCUAAUUCGAUUGCAAAAUGGAGAGAGAGUAAAAAAGCAGCCGGUUAUAGAUAUGAUAUCUGCAGUGCUUAUUCCAGAUCUUAAACAUAGAGAGGAGAGAAUGCUUUGCCUUUGUUCUCUAGGAAGUUCUAAUGGCACAUACUAUGACGCAAAGGUGCUUUACUAUAUAGACACAAAGCAGGAGAGCCUGAAGUUGAUUUCUAGUAUAUGCAAUCCAAUUACAGACACAGCUUUCUUAAAAAAGAAUGAAUUUGCUGUAUGCUACGACAACAGUCCUAGCAAAAUAGGCAUAUUUAAUUCCAAAGGAGAAAAAAUAAAAAACCUAAAGGAAGGCGUUAGAAACAAAAUGUUCUUUAACCGACAGGAGAACAUUGUGUGCUUGGCCGGAAUGAACAACCUUCCAGGAAAUAUGGAGUUGGCUGAGUACCCAUCAGAAGCUGUUUUAUCUAUAAAUGAAGAGUUGGGGUGCUCUGUGAUUGACUGGUCACCAGAAGGACGGUAUUAUCUAGUGGGGAUAACCAACAAAAUGUCAAUAGAUAAUAAAGUAAUUCUUUACGAUUACUAUUCUCAGAAAAGUUCUGAGGUGCUGUUUAAAGAACUAAAGAGCUGUAUCUUCGCAGGAAAAGACCUUCCAUUCAGCUCGCUUGAAAAUCUUCCUGAUAAGAUUAGAAUAAAGAAAUCAGAAGAGUACAUCCCACCCUGUCUAAGGAAAGUAGGCCAAAAAGAAACAGCUGAGUGGGUAGCACCUCAUAUAAUAAAGGACACAGCCAAAGCAAAGGAAAAUCGUAUAGCUGCAAUUAAAAAGGAGCUAGAAGAGAUUGAAAGGAUAGAAGAACAAAUGGCAAUGGGUCAAGUAGUUCCCGGCGGCAUUAUGAAAAUCCAAAAGAAGGAUGCCCUCUUAAAAAAACUUAACCGAAAAAAGAAGAGUUCUUCCUAAGCUCUACGGCCUGU